Molecule: messenger RNA, 6466 nt
Organism: Archocentrus centrarchus (flier cichlid)
Lineage: Eukaryota; Metazoa; Chordata; Actinopteri; Cichliformes; Cichlidae
Gene: hspa12a
Product: heat shock protein 12A
Exons: 13
Coding region: 261-2285 (674 amino acids)
Source: RefSeq, a predicted model, not a curated record
CCCUGCUGAAGCUCUCUUGCACCCCUCCUACUUCUAGAACCUCAUAAUCCCAAACCUUUCCCAUGAGUAUUUUAAGGUCUUAUCCAUAAAACGGAAAGUGGUAAAGCGAAGUUGAAGUGGACAUCGUCUUCGUGGCGUAAAUAACAUUUUUAUUGAUGUUUUUUUCUUCUUCUUUGGCCCGGUGUUCCCAGUAAACCAGGAAAAUUGCUUGGUGUAGCUGUAUCGGAGAGAAGGCUCGGGAGGAGGUGAAACUGCGAGAUAUGAUGACCGAGAAAGACGCAGUGACAGAGAAGAUAAUAACAGAUGCAAUGGCUAAUCCUUCUCCAGCAAAGAGCAUGGGUGAUCCUGGAAUCACCCCUCUGUCUCCUUCACAUACUCAGCAGAAUGACACAGACCAGGUACCGUCAGGGCCCUCCUUUAUGGUGGUAGUUGCCAUUGACUUUGGCACCACAUCAAGCGGUUAUGCUUAUGCCUUCGCUAAGGAGCCAGAGUGCAUUCACACUAUGAGGCGUUGGGAGGGUGGAGACCCUGGCGUGUCCAAUCAGAAGACACCGACCACCAUCCUUCUGACCCCAGACAGGAAGUUCCAUAGUUUUGGCUAUGCAGCUCGUGACUUCUACCAUGACCUGGACCCCAGCGAAUCUAAGCACUGGCUUUACCUGGAAAAAUUCAAAAUGAAGCUCCACACCACUGCAAAUCUGUCCAUUGACACCGACCUUCAUGCAGCUAAUGGGAAACGUGUCAAAGCUCUGGACAUCUUUGCCUAUGCUUUGGCUUUCUUUAAGGAACAAGCACUAAAGGAGCUGAGUGAUCAGACAGGGGGUGAGUUUGACAACAAUGAUGUGAGAUGGGUGAUCACAGUUCCUGCCAUCUGGAAAAUGCCUGCAAAGCAGUUCAUGAGGGAAGCUGCCUAUAAGUCUGGUUUGGUACCCCGUGAAAACCCUGAGCAGCUGAUCAUUGCCUUAGAACCUGAAGCAGCAUCAAUCUAUUGCCGCAAGCUCCGCCUCCACCAAAUGGUGGACCUGGGCACACAAACCACACAGAACGGCUUCAGCCCCACUGACAAUGUGGGGAGUGGAAUGAGCCAAGUGUCACCAGCUAAGGAGCAUGUUCGGCGCAACCGGCAGAGCCGCACCUUUUUGGUGGAAAAUGUCAUAGGGGAGCUUUGGUCGGAGCUGGAAGAAGGUGACCGUUAUGUGGUGGUAGACUGUGGUGGAGGAACAGUUGACCUGACUGUCCAUCAGAUCCGUCUUCCAGAGGGACAUCUAAAAGAGCUCUACAAGGCCUCAGGUGGUCCCUAUGGCUCCAUUGGGAUUGACUAUGAAUUUGAGAAGCUGCUGUGUAAGAUCUUUGGCCAGGAUUUUAUCGACCAAUUUAAGAUAAAGAGGCCGGCUGCCUGGGUGGAUCUGAUGAUUGCAUUUGAGUCUCGAAAGAGAGCUGCAGCCCCUGACAGAACCAACCCUCUCAAUAUUAACCUACCCUUCUCCUUCAUCGACUACUACAAGAAGUUCAGGGGCCACAGUGUGGAGCACGCCCUGCGCAAAAGCAAUGUGGACUUUGUUAAAUGGUCAUCUCAAGGGAUGCUGCGGAUGAGCCCAGAUGCUAUGAAUUCCCUCUUUAAGCCCACCAUAGACCACAUUAUCCAACAUCUCACCGAGCUCUUUGAUAAGCCAGAAGUCAGCGACAUUAAGUUCCUGUUUUUAGUGGGAGGUUUUGCUGAGUCUCCCUUGUUGCAGCAAGCUGUCCAGAACAUGCUUCAGGGCCGCAGCCGCAUCAUCAUUCCCCAUGACGUUGGCCUAACUAUCCUGAAAGGUGCAGUUCUGUUUGGCCUAGACCCCAGUGUGAUUAAAGUUCGCCGCUCACCGCUCACAUAUGGGGUCGGCGUCCUCAAUCGCUUUGUGGAAGGCAAGCACCCGCCAGAGAAGCUUCUAGUGAAAGAUGGCACACGCUGGUGUACGGAUGUCUUCGACACCUUCAUAGCUGUGGACCAGUCUGUGGCGCUUGGUGAGAUGGUCAAGAGGAGCUACACCCCAGCUAAACCUUCCCAGCAGGUUAUCGUCAUCCAUGUCUACUGCUCUGAGAAGGAGAGUGUGGGGUUCAUCAGUGAGCCUGGUGUCAGGAAGUGUGGGACACUUCGCUUAGAUGUGAGUGGAACGGAAAGUACAGCAGCGCGCCGUGAGAUCCAGACGCUCAUGCAGUUUGGUGACACAGAGAUCCGAGCCAUGGCAGUAGAUGUUUCCACCGGACGCACUGUCAAAGCUAGCAUAGACUUCCUAAGCCAUUAAGUAGAUCAUGAGAGAAUUAAUGCUUCAGAAUUGUUGGAAGCUAUCAAAAUGGAAGCAUACAGCUUACACAUAUACACAAACACAUACACACAUACACAAACACUUGUAGGCGUAUGCACUGGAAAGGUUCAGUCACUCAAGAGUGGGAGAUAGACUGAAUGAACGUGUUCAACCUUAAACCAAGUGUAAAUUCAACUGUAGGACCCACAUAACAUCAAGGUAAGGAGGGAAGCAGUUCUGAAGAGCUCAGUGUGUUUUAGGUCUGUCACUUCACCCCAUCUAUUAGUUUGAUCCAUUUCGUUGAUAAGUAGCUUUCUAGUGGUCAGACCCUCCAGACAAACCCAUGCACUCCAUGGUGAGGCUACAGCUUUGUCGGGUCAAGUUUAAAAGCUCCUGACAGGAGAGAUGAAGUUUAUUCAUGCUUGAUAUUAUUUACCCAUAUCUAUGUUAGGACAGCUUUUUAGAUCUUGUAUCUGUGCAUUCAAGGGGGAGAGGCAGUCAAAGCCAUAAAUGAUAAAUGGACUGCUUCUUAUAUAGCGCUUUUCUACUCCACUUUGAGCACUCAAAGCACUCUAUACAACAUGCCUCAUUCACCCAUUCAUACAAGCGCUUCCUUCUACAGCUAACUGCUUUCUAUCUAACAUUCACACACAUUCAUACUCUAACGGUUGCAUCAGAGAGCAACUUGGGGUUCAGUAUCUUGCCCAGGCACGCCAACUGGGGUAGCCAGGAAUCGAAACAUCAACCUUUCAGUUAGUAGGUGAGCUGCUCUACCUCCUGAGCUACAGCCAGUAUUCCAUUGCAACUGAGAAUUCAUCUUUGCAUGCUUUGUUUUCCUUAGCAGCAGAUUACUGGACAACAUCUAUUAUGGUGAGGUAUGUUGUGUCUGGUUGCUUCACUACAGAAUGUGAUAAAGGUGAAAAAGGUCAUAAUUACAUGCUCAGAAGAAAAAGAUAAUUAUAUCUCAAUACUGAUAAUGUUCUCAAUGUUCUACUUAAAUACAGCUUCAUUACAGUACGGAGGGCUAUGCCAGUAGUUUUGCAUGAUUCUAGGACAGGAUUAGGUUGAUGUCAGCCUUAAUGUCAAAAUGUUAAAUUUUCAAUAUAUAUGGCCAAUUUGACAACUGGACAUUUGCAGAGUUACCAUCCAUUCCCAUCCUGUUCACACAAGCCUAAAAGUACCUGCAUUACUGUGUAAAAUUGUUCUGCUAUGAAGAAUAUAAUGUAAAGAGUUAACUGUGGCAUUUUUGGCUAGCCACUAGCAGUAAAACAAGCUUGACAUGUUUUCACACAGAACAACAUUAAUUUGAAAUUGUGUUGAAUGCAGCUCAUUUGCUAGUAUUCUAAUUGUCCCCUAAUGGGAGAUUAGUUACAAUUAAUCUCUGGCUCGCUUCCACGGCGUCCCUCCCCCCACACCCAAACGGUCACAGCAGAUGGUUGCCCCUCCCUGAGCCUGAUUCUGCUAGAAGUGUCUUCCUGUUAAAAGGGAGCUUUUCCUUCCCGCUGUUGCCAAGCGCUUGCUCAUAGGGGGCAUCUGAUCGUUGGGGUUUUCUCUGUGUUGUUGUAGGGUUUUUACCUUACAGUAUAAAGCACCUUGAGGUGAUUGUCGUUUUGAUUUGGUGCUAUAUGAAUUGACUUGAAUUGAAUAGUUGGGCAGGUAGUUUAUAUGUUUAGAUUUUAUUUAGCUUUUUGACUGAAAACAGCUUUCUUUGUUACUAUAGUCUAUGAACAUGAUGAAUUUUACAUGCCACAUAGGCACUUGAUAAACUGUAAUUUAAUAUUGUUUAUGAGUGUUACAUAAGAGAUAAUAUUUGUGCUUAGCUUAUUCAUAGCAAUUUACCAGCAGCUUGUUUAGCUUUGCAUAGCCUUGUGCAUGCGGGGCUUGGCACACUCAUAGUAAUCAUUGUACUAACUGUAGAAAUAUGAGUUUUUACUACUUGAGGUUGCUGACUUUUAAAGUUGUGUUUUACUUUCAACUUUUGUUGCUCUUCCUCAUCACUGGUUGCUCCAUUGUCUACCACUGGAGUGGAAAGCAUCCGCUACCAGGGAAAACAAAAGUGCUAUCCUCUUCAUGUUUUGGUUGUAUAAUCAAGUCUUUAUACCCAGUACUACACAGAAUUACAUAAUAAAAGUGUAUUGCCACUUUAGCCAGUAGACUAAAUCAUGCAAAAGUACCAGCUUGGUCCUUUGAUGUUCCAGUGUUAGGGUUUCAGUGAUUCCAGGAAUGUGAAAUGUGCUGAAAGCUUAACGAGAGAGUAACCAUCAAAUGUGCUUAAUUGUUGCCUUUAUUAGUUUUUGCUUCUGAUUAUCAGCUGUGGACAGAAUGUAACCUGCCCACCUGACCUCUUUCACUUUAGUUGCAAUUAUGAGGUGCACCAGGCCAGUUGAGACAAACAGUAGUGUGUUUAUUUCUGUAAAUACAGUAUUUAAAUAUUGUACAGAUUUUUAGCAUUGUAUCAGCAGCUUCAGAGCCAAGAGUGCAUAUAUAUAUAUAUAUAUAUAUAUGUGCGUGUGUGUGUGUGCACAUGAGCGAGAGCUUGUUUUCACAUGGACAUCUCUCAACAUUUUUUUCUCACCAGCCAUGACAUGAGAAGCAGCUUUGCUGUGUUCUUUCAAAGAUAGGAUGUGUUACUCUUAUUUAGCAGUCACUAAGGAAACUUGAAUACCUCCGUCCUUAAAAAGUAUUUCACCCUGUAGUGUCAAAUGGUUGCAGAAUCUGAAUGUGUAUCAUCUCAUUGUCCAUCAAUUUAAAAUAUUAAUCCUAAUAAUUUACAUUUCUGCUAAUUUCCGUGCCUCAAGGCCUUGAGGCAGAAAUUGAUGGGCCGUUAUUAAAGACUGAGGUACAGUCAGCAAUAAUUAUACAGGUAAAAAUCCCCAGAUUAUUAUAAAAGAUUUAAAGUCUUAAUCAUAAGAGUGCCUGAAUAACUGUGAUGUCAAGAUUCUGUGACCCACUUAAUACAUACAGUGCAUACCUUCACCCUCUUAGCUCUUGAUAUUACCAGUGUGACCUUAUAUAUAAUCACUGAGCAUCAUACUGAUUCAUCAAAGGUCACAUCAAAACUUUGAACUCAUUCUGACAUCCUUGUGGGAAAAACUAAACUAAAGGGGCACUGCAAAGUUAGACAGGCUGCUGGGGUCACUGGGACAUCAGUCUGCCCUAACAACGUAGUAACACCAAUUAUCAGACAUCAAUCUUGCUUUUCAUUUGACUAAGCAGGGUUAGAUGGACUGUUGAAAGAACUAAUCACUGAAUCGUGGGAUUGGGCAACAACCCCCACAGAUAUGAGUCAUUUUGUGCCCUAGAGUUGAAGGUCUUAAUUAUUAGCCAUUUUAAAUCCAUUUCCUUUGAUCUUUUGUUUAAACUGUGAAUUAAGGCUUCUCUGGCUUUUCAGUGUCAAUGUACAAAGCUGCACAAGCUUCAGUGCCCUCUGCUGUCUUCAGCACUCUUCCUGCAAUGCACGUUUCGCAUGUCACAUAGGAAUGACUACAACAAGAAGUUUGCUAUUACUAAUACACAAAAUCAUGUGUAUUGUUCUCUCUUUGAGCUCAUAGCGACCAUAACAGAGCAAGACUUCACAAACAUUAGUGAUAACUAAACUAAUAAUCUUUCAUUUUAUUUAACACACCUCUGUGCUCACAAAGGAUAAAUGUCUAAUAACACCAUGUUUGUCUUUUUUAAAAUUAGAUCAUUGCUAUGUAUUUUGUGCAACUUUGAGUAUUAUGUGAUGCACAGGGUACUGUUAUGUAGCAGCUUUAUACCUAAAGCUAUGGCAGAAUUAUUUAAAGACAUCUUUAGCUGACUUUUUAGCUGACUCUAUUGUCGGUGUGUGAAGUAGCAUUUUCAGUCGGUGAGCCUGAAAUCAGGUGAUUCAGUGGAUGUAAUUUGAGGUAGCAGUCUCACCAGCUUGCAUCAUGUACAAGCAUCUGCUUAAAACUAUCUAGAAUAUACAAGAAUGCAGAAGAGUUUGCAGCUAAAAUCACGGAGCUUCUAGUUAGAUCAGCUCAGCCACUCUGGAAUGCAAAACAAUGUAAACAUUAUUGUUUUAGCCCUUUGUUGUUGACGCAAAGACAUUUUCUCUUUAUUAUUCUUUAUUGUUUUGUCUCUUGCAGUUUUUCAUGAAGUUAUUGGGUGUAUUUUGCCAGGUAUUCACUGUCACCAAUAAAAUAUAUGUUUAUUUCAAA